GACCUUACACCAUACGUUUCCGUACACACAAGCCCUCUUGCAAAUCCCAACCACAACCUAGAACUCCCUACCUACCUCCACCUUCACUUCUCUCUCGCCGCUCGAGUGCUCUCCAGUCCUAGAAUUCAAACAAGGGUGCAGGAUAACGAUAGUUCCACGGUUAGGUUAAGAUGGCUCAGUACAGCGCUCCCAUCGACCCCCCUACAGCCAAUGGAUCGCAGAAUGGGAAAAGAGUUGCAUACGUUACUAACUUCAGCAGGAAUUACGCAUACGUCGCCGGCCACCCUAUGAAGCCGCACAGAAUCCGGAUGACCCAUAGUUUAAUCAUGAACUACCGGCUUUACAAGAAAAUGGAAAUUUAUCGAGCAAAACCAGCCACUAAACAAGAAAUGUGUCAAUUCCACACGGACGAAUACAUCGAUUUUCUGUCGAAGGUGACGCCUGACAACAUGGAACAAUAUUCCAAAGAGCAAGGAAAAUACAAUGUCGGCGACGAUUGCCCAGUAUUCGACGGUUUGUUUGAGUUUUGCGGCAUAUCCGGGGGUGGCAGUAUGGAAGGUGCCGCCAGACUCAACCGUGGAAAAUGCGAUAUUGCGAUUAAUUGGGCCGGCGGCCUUCAUCACGCGAAAAAGAGUGAAGCUUCUGGGUUCUGCUAUGUUAAUGACAUUGUCCUCGGAAUUAUUGAACUACUCCGGUACAAACAGCGUGUUCUUUACAUUGAUAUCGACGUUCACCACGGUGAUGGCGUGGAAGAAGCUUUUUAUACCACUGAUCGCGUUAUGACUGUAUCCUUCCACAAGUACGGUGAAUACUUUCCAGGUACCGGUGAACUUCGUGACAUUGGUGUUGGCGCUGGAAAGUACUAUGCAGUAAACUUCCCAUUACGCGAUGGUAUUACCGAUACCACAUAUAAGGAGGUUUUCGAACCAGUCAUUGGGCACGUGAUGGAGUUCUAUCAGCCUGAUGCUGUGGUUCUGCAGUGUGGUGCGGACAGCUUGUCAGGUGAUAGACUGGGGUGCUUCAAUCUAAGCAUGGCGGGUCAUGCAAAUUGCGUUGAAUAUGUCAAGAAAUUCAACCUUCCAACUCUUGUGGUCGGCGGUGGUGGCUAUACAAUGAGAAAUGUCAGUAGAGCUUGGACAUAUGAAACCGGCAUCCUUGUCAACCAGAAGGUUGGGCCAAACUUGCCCUUUAGUGACUUUUACGAGUACUUUGGCCCCGAUUACGAGCUUGAUGUCCGCCCAUCAAACAUGGAAAACCUCAAUUCAAAGGAGUACUUGGAAAAAAUAAAAAUACAGGUCCUGUCCAAUCUCGAACGUACUCGACAUGCCCCCAGUGUCCAGACUACAGACGUUGGGAAAGGUUUGACAGAGCAUCAGGAGGAGCAAGAUGCAAUUUUAGACGAUAUUGAUGAGGACGGCCCGGGCAUGGAUGCCCGUCAAACUCAGAGGCAGUGGGAUCGCGCAACAGAGAAGGAGGGAGAGCUGUACAGUGACAGUGAGGAUGAAGAGAUCACAAGUUCAAUGGGAGUUCGGAAAACUAGCAAAAAAGGGCUGCGCAAUGUUCGGGAUUGGAAAGAGGGUGGUUCCGGGACAGGAUCCGGAAAUGCAACUCCCUUCACAGGACCUGGCGGAAGCGAUAAUGCAAGUGAAUCCGCCGGUGGUAACACAGCUAAAGGCAGUGGAGCCACAAGCAAACGAGAUGGAGAAGGUCGUGACCUCACCGAGUUCGACGAGGAACUCGAGGCAUUGAGAAAAGAGACAGAAGAAGAGGUUCAACCCGACAACGACGGAGACGUAGAGAUGGGAGAUGAUGAGCAGCCACCGCCAAGUGCCGAUGCUCUAACAGAUGAAGUAGCGGAUGAAGAAAUGACCGAUGUUCCCGCACAAUCUUCAACAUCCUCAACAAAAGUAGACCCUAUCCCCACGGCGGAAUCCUUAUCCCAAGCCAAGCCCGAGGCCGCAACCACUGACGACAAGAUCAGAGUCGAGGCUAGCGAAUUUUCCAAAGCAGAAACUCCUGCGAAGGGUUCCGGUUCCGGAGUACCUAAGCCCUCCGAGUCUUCUGUUGCAAAUGCAGCUCCCGAGGGAUCUAAUUCUAUGGCGUCUACCACUGACAGACAUAGCUCAAAACCUCCUCUCGUGGCAGACGAGUCUGUAUCAAGUACCGCUAAGGCUCCUGCCAACCCGGUUGAGGCUCCCGCCAAAGAAGAGAAAUAAGGACUUGCGUACUUCUGGGUGACUCUAUCCCCAUUAAAGCUCUUUCUUCUCUCAUUUCCGAUACACCCAGUAAAGUCAUCAGGUUAGGGGUUAAUUACUUUGGACUGUACCUUUCGCCUCUGGGACAAGUGAGAGGCUUACAAUGAUGCCCAAAAAUAUGGUACAGGCCUAUUAUUGCCCGGAUUCAACUCUUUUGAAAGGAGGAAUAGUUUGCCACUUCUUUCCCCAUGUGUUCUUGUCAGCCAUCUCUGUGUUUUUAGUUAGCCUUUUCCCUUGGUCUGAGCGGUGGAACCUUAGUUCAAAACAUGUAUUCUACAAGUACAAUUUCUUCAAGAUUGGUAACUAUCCCCUAGGGUUCAAUCGUAUCAAAAA
This is a messenger RNA of Tuber melanosporum (Perigord truffle), 2588 nucleotides long. RefSeq lists its product as uncharacterized. The transcript has 5 exons. NCBI's taxonomy places the organism in Eukaryota, Fungi, Ascomycota, Pezizomycetes, Pezizales, Tuberaceae. The record is from RefSeq and is a predicted model, not a curated record. Gene Ontology annotation, molecular function: histone deacetylase activity. Bases 288 to 2216 code for a protein of 642 amino acids.